UCUGGUCUGGACUGGACUGGAUACUCCCUACAGCCUGUGAGAUCAUCACACUUUUAAUUAGACCGGAUCCACCAAUUAACGGGAAGUCAGCCGGUCUCUCUAAGCCCUUUAAAAGCUGCCGAGUCAAACAUCCAGCAGUGUUCUGACAGAGGCUCAAACAAGAAGGAUGUCUUCCACUGUGCUUGGUGCUGUUAUUCUGUUGGUGUGUGCCUUGACAUUUAGUGCUGCUCAGACAAGCUGUAAAAGUCGAUGUGGUGAUGAGUACUCCAGGGGCUACAUGUGUCAGUGUGAUUACAGCUGCCUGUCUUAUGGAGAGUGCUGCAAAGACUUCGCAUCCCAAUGCACCACAAAAAACUCAUGUAAAGGACGAUGCGGAGAAAACUUCAAAAGAGGCCGACUGUGUAGCUGCGACUCUAAAUGCGCUGAUUACAAACAGUGUUGUCCAGAUCACAAAACCCACUGUGAUGCAGAGGAGCCGACUGAAGCAACAGAGCCUUCUACAUUCAGCGAGGGAAACAAUGCAGAUAAGAACAGCCAGCUUUUUCCCAAUGAUGAGUUUUCCAAUAAUGAAGUGGAGGACCUGGAGAAAAGUCCAAUCCCAGAGAGCACCAGUGGCUACGAAUCGUCUACAGCUGACCUGCUGGAUCACAUUUCUACUGAAGCCAUCCAGGAUCCAGAUACUCUGGAGUUCAGUACAGAGACAUUUACAGUCUUCACAACGACUAUCGCAGACAUUGAACCAACACAGGCUGGUGACGGCCUCUCCACACUUUACCCCACCAUUGCAGAAGCCCCCACUGAGAGCACAGUUGCCAGUGAUUCGACCAGCUCAUCCGACCCAGGAACAACUCUCCCUCAUCCCACCACAGCAGCUGACUUCAGCCAGCCUACUCCAACCUCAGUACCCCAAACAGAGUAUUCUCCCACAGCCGACACUCCAGAGCUCGAGACGGCAAGCCAGGCAGAAGUACAGUCUGAGGAUGACAUUUUUUCCAAAGAUCUGACUGUAGCCCCCUCUGAUGAACCAGAGGUAACAACCCUAUCCAAAACAGCCACCUACACGCCUGUGGCCACAAUAUCCACAGGACCCACACAGGGCUCCUCCACAGUCCUGGAAAACGCUCAGGUCACCACCAUCCCUGUCUCAACGCUGAACCCGACACCCAUCCCUGAGGUAACCACUUCAAACGAACCGGAUGAUACUGAGAAAAACACAGACAGUGUCACAACAGGCCCUCCGUCUUCUCUGGCAGACCUUAAAGAUCCUCCAACCAGUGUUUCUCUAGAGGGCUACGGGGACUUAGCAGAGCUUGAUGCCGUGACGACCCACAUUCCUUCAUCCACAGAUGUAGUGCAGCAUGACACUACAGAUGAAGUCACACCAGGAACAACCACUGCUAAUCCAGUAAAUGUCACACCAGACCCGACCAAACCCGCACCAUCCGAAGUCCCCUCAAAACCCCAGGAUCAACCUGACCCAUACAAACCAUCGCCGGCUAAACCGACUCUGGCAAAACCCAGCUCCAAACCUGAGACUAAGCCUCUGGACACCGCACAAACUCUCAACAUAGACAAUCCUAGAGACUACCAAGCAGACGACAGCAACGAUACCAAUCUGUGUAGUGGGCGGCCGGUCGGUGCAGUCACCACGCUGAGGAACGGCACAGUGGUGGUUUUCAGAGGGCACUACUUCUGGUUUCUGGACAGAUACAUGGUGCCUGGUCCGGCUCGUGGCAUCACACAAGUGUGGGGCGUCCCUUCGCCCAUCGACACUGCAUUCACCCGCUGCAACUGCCAAGGCAAAACAUACAUUUUCAAGGGAUCCCAGUACUGGAGAUUUGAAAAUUCUUUGUUGGAUCCUAACUAUCCAAAGGUCAUUCAAGUAGGCUUUGAUGGGCUUCGGGGCCAAAUCACAGCUGCUCUGUCUGUGCCUCAGUACCAGAGGAGGAGAGAGUCCGUUUACUUCUUUAAGAGAGGAGGAUUGGUCCAGAAAUAUUCAUACCAGUUAGGCACCAGUCCAACAUGUGGCAGGAAAGUCCAGGACCCCGUUUACACUGUCCGCAGCCGAAUGGUUCGACAAGCAGUGUCUAUUUUAGAGCCGGUAGUCAACAUCCGGACAUCUUGGAGAGGUUUCCCCUCCACCAUCACAGCUGCUGUGUCCGUCCCGAGCACCAGAGAUCCAGAGAGAUACAAAUACUACGUUUUCUCACGAUCCAAAUCCUACAACGUGAGGAUUGGUAGUGAACGUCCCGUCAUUUCUGCUCCGACCGACAACGCGUCACCUAAGAGCAACGACUUCUUGAAAUGCCCAGCGAGAGUGUGAUGAAAGAGAGUUGUAUCAUACACAGUUUUUUGUCUUACAGCUUUGUUUAUUACAUUCUUCAUAAAACACACUGCUUCAGCAUGGACCGAUUACAAAAAGGUACUUAACAUAAAAAACAAAAGCAAAACUAAAAACGACAGGCUUCAGAACAAGCGAACAUUACCAUGGCUGAAUACAGACUCUGAACACACCGAUUGGAAAACAUGAAAUGUGUUUCUGACGGGAAUGGAAACUUCUUCAGUCACUGUUCACAAGUUUCCUGACUGGUGCUUCAUCUCGCGAAUCGUCUCCCAUGAACACCCCGAGAAGGAAAUCCCUGACCUGUUGGGAGACAAAACAUUGUUUAAUCACAGCCUGCUAUGCUGAUGUAAAGAUGUUGUACAGUGGCUGUAUAAAGUGUGUGAGAAAUGUAAAACAAUGAUAGUGUUUCCGCUGUUAUUCUAAUCAACAUUAAACUGAAUUAUAAC
Anarrhichthys ocellatus (wolf-eel) is the source of this 2790-nucleotide messenger RNA. It is a transcript of the gene prg4b, whose product is annotated as proteoglycan 4b. Lineage: Eukaryota; Metazoa; Chordata; Actinopteri; Perciformes; Anarhichadidae. The record is from RefSeq and is a predicted model, not a curated record. Bases 167 to 2323 code for a protein of 718 amino acids. The transcript is spliced from 13 exons.